GGAGGAGGAGCCCAGUCAGCCCAAGGCCAGGGCAGCCUCGUGUGGACCGGCAGGGCGAAGCCAGCCCGGCAAGGCCAGGCCUAGCCUCUUUCCCCGAGCGACCCCGGCCACACGGGGGCAGGGUCCGGCAGCCGUGUGAACCACGGGCCGCCCGGCGCCUGCCUCAGGGGCGGCGGCUGCCCAGUGCCCCACCGAGCGGCGCAGCCAUCUGCGCGGAGCGGCCUCUCUGGCGGGCGGGCAGGCGAGACGCGAGCCAGGCCGCCGCCGGCCGGAGCUGGCACACAGCCGGCGGGGACGGAAGCGCCGGGACUUCCUCCGGGGGAGGCCGGCCCCGGGGCGGUGCGCGCCCCGCGGGGAGCCGCGGCGAGGCGGCCCCGCGCACCGCGGCGGAGGCGCUGGUGGCGUGGGUCGCGGUCGCGAUGCGGGCCGCCUGGGUGCUGCUGGCGGCGGUGGCCGCCCUCUCUGCCUACUACGUGUACCUGCCGCUGCCCGGCACCGUGUCGGACCCCUGGAAGCUGAUGCUGCUGGAUGCCACCUUUCGGGUAGUGCAGCAGACGUGCCACCUAAUUCACUAUCUGAGACUCAGCCAUCACUUGAUAGUUCUGAAUUACUUGAUUUGUACCUUUGACAAGCUGAAGUCUGUCUCCUCCGAAGACAUUAACAUCACGGAUGCUGUUUUUGAUGGUGUGGAAGUCAGAGUUUUUGAACCCCCUGCAAAGCGAGAUGAAAGGCUCAAGCGCAGUGUUGUUUACAUCCACGGAGGGGGCUGGGCCUUGGCAAGUGCAAGAACAAGCCUUUAUAACAAUCUCUGCAGAAUUAUGGCUGAGUCUCUCAAUGCUGUUGUCGUCUCAGUUGAAUACCGACUGGUGCCAGAGGUGUGCUUCCCCGAGCAAUUCUAUGAUGCUCUUCGUGCUACUAAGCAUUUUUUGCAGCCUGAUGUCUUAGCUGAGUAUUCAGUUGACCCAAGGCGAAUUGCAAUUUCUGGAGAUAGUGCAGGAGGAAAUUUGGCAGCUGCUGUCUGUCAGCAGGUUAGCAAAGAUGAGCAUUUGGCCAUCAGACCGAAACUGCAGGCUUUAAUUUAUCCAGUCCUUCAGGCAUUUGACUUCAAUACACCUUCUUACCAGCAGAACAUGAAUAUGCCUGUUCUUCCUCGUUAUGUCAUGAUCAACUAUUGGAUAGAUUAUUUCAAUGGUAACUAUGACUUGGCUCACUCACUGCUGAUUAACAACCACACUGCUCUUGACGUUAGCCAAGCUUUCUCCUUCAGAGGACACCUGAACUGGACGUCUCUGUUGCCUUCAUCAUUCAAAAAGAACUACAAGCCUGUAAUACAAACCACUGGCAAGGCUGAAAUCAUCCAGGAGAUACCAGCACUGCUUGAUGUACGAGCAGCCCCACUCCUUGCAGACAAUGAAACUCUGCAGCUGCAGCCAAAGACUUACAUCCUGACCUGUGAGAAUGAUGUCCUGCGAGAUGAUGGGGUGAUGUACGCCAAGCGCUUAGAGAAUGCUGGCGUGGAAGUCACACUUGAUCACUUCGAUGACUGCUUUCAUGGCUGUAUGAUAUUCACCAUUUGGCCUACUGAUUUCUCUGCAGGCAUUCAGACCAGGAACAGCUAUAUAAAAUGGCUGGAUGAAAAUCUCUGAAGAGAGCAUUUCUCUAGAAGACACAGGGUGCACAACUCCCGUGUCCCUGCAAAAGAGCAAACUAUUAAUAAGUGCACUUUCCCAAAUUCUGGCUCCAUCCUUUCAGCUGCAGCUGCUGGGGGUACAGACCACUAACUACAGCAUUUGCUAGCUCAGUUGGCCUUACCCAGCAAAGUAUUUUGAGAAAUACUUUUUCAAACUUGGAUUUUUUUCACUGUCUUUCAGAUGACUAUUGCCAAACAUAAACAAAUGUUGAGCAGGGAGAUCAGCAUUCCUGUAGCAUUCUUAACUGGCUGCAACUUUCCAGCUUUCACCCUUAAUUAGGCACAAAGGCGCCAGUUUACAAAUGAUGUGAGGUAAAGCCAAACACCUACAUCUACAUCUGAAUAUGUAUAAGUGGGAGCUAAUUUCAACAGUGUUGAGCAUCUGGUGUCAAAGAAAGAACAAACCUCACCUUUGACAGCAGAGCCAUGCAUCUGAAUGUCAAGCAGGGAUUUAGGUGUUGGCUUUUAGGCACAUAGACAAAUGGCUAGUUUAAAUUUUUUUAAAAAAGCUCUUCUGGGCAGUUAAGAUGAUGCUAGACAAGUCUUUUAGCCAAACAUGCAAUUCAGCUUUGGAAUUUGGUCUUUAUUGCUUUUUAGUUAUUUAUAUUUUAUAAAAGCACAGGACUAAUAUAUUUUUCAGAAAAGUAUUAUAGCAUACAUACAAAUAUGCAUACAAUACGGCGUACGAUAAAAUACCCUAUCAGCAGAGCCCAGAUUGCUUAUGUGAGUGAGCUUCAAAGCUGACUACUUCUUUGGCUAAAGAAUGUGACUUCAUCUGUGUUUGAAGACUCAGCUGUAUGACCUCCUUACAGAAAUACUGUGCUUACUAAAAAUAAUCUGCUGUGUGGUUUGCACUAAUGUUUGUAAUUAAUAGUAGAAGUUUUUGUUCAUUGACUUUUCUUUUGUGCUCAUAGUGUUUAUUAUAUUUCAUGCUUCCUUGAAGGAGGGAAGCAAGCAAAUAGAAGUGGGCUCUUAUCUAUAGGGAAGAUUUAAAUCUGAGCUCUGCAGCUAAACUUUGUCUCGCAGACUGACCCAAAACACUAGGUGAGAUGAUCUCACUAUUGUGCACAAGUCUCUACAGUUUGAGCCAGUCUGUAAAAUUCAGAGAGGCAGGACAGUGAAACCACAUAUUACAGUGUAUAUUGUCAAGGAUGCUUGCUGCUUGCAGAAAUGAAGGUUGUGUCAAAAAGCCCAGUGUUUCUAGGAAAAGAGAAGAGAAUAGCUGCUCCAUGACUAAGCUAACAGAUUAAAUUCAUCCUCAGCUUUACCACAGACUUCCUGUGAGACCCCAGGAGAACAACUUAAUCUCUUUAUGCCCCGCUUUGUUCUUCUGCAAGAGGAGGAGUAGUAAUUUCAUACCUCACAAAGGAGCUGUGAAGCUGAAUUCACAGGCGUUGGUGAAGCACAUGGAUGUGACGGUGACUGGCAGGCACUGAACUGCUCCCGUAGCUUUUGACUUUCCGUUUUUCUCUGAUAGCUGUCUCAGAGCAGCCUGCCCCAAGACAGGUGGUACUGCAAGGCCUUGAGUUACACCAUCUCCGCCCUGUCUCCUAUCAGAGUACCAUAGGAUGAGGCUUCUUGCCUGUCAGGAGAUCAUAACAAAAGCAAUUUCAUCAAAGCGUUUCUUAUGGCAGGAUUCGGAAAAGUUCAUUAAAAAAAACCCAAAAACAAACCACCACCACCCCCAAGGUACUGGUAGAUCCAACUGCCUUCUGUCAUUUAAAAUAUACACAGAACAGUCCACUUUCACUGGUGUUUAAAUUAAAUGAGAAUGGCUUUGCUGAAUCAUUGCUUCCUAGAAAUAUCAGGUUGUUAAUGUGUCUGUAUGUAUUAAGAAAAAAGAGAUGUAGGCUCAGUCAUGCGGGCUGAAACUCAUUUCUGAGCAUAGGUCCACAUGGAGAUGUCAAGGCAAAGCUUUUUUAAACAGUGGCCUAGAUUCUUCUUCCGUUUAACUCAUUACAAAGACUCAGUGCAAAUAGAGCAGCCAAGUGACAAUCUGAAUCAGAAUAAAUUGUGGUCAAGAUAUCCAAUUGAUACUGCAGAAGAAUUCAAACUUUUUUUCUGGAUUUAAACCCUUUUUCCUUCUUUCCUCCAGAAACACAAUUUCAGUAGAUUUAAUUUACACUUAAACCAGGCAGCAACCAAGUCCAUUCGAAAGACAAAUUACUGAUCUGUCCUUUUCCCCUGUAUAGAGACAGCUCCAUUUACUUGCCUUUAGACCAUGAUUUAAAGAUCAAAAAAUAUGUAGUUACACUUUGUUUCAACAAGCUUCUUCCUGGCUUUCCCAUUUAAAGAGUAAACCCAGAAAAGAUGUAAUUUAUAUUUACCUGCUGUCCUUAAAAGAUAGUAGUAAAUGUAGUACUGGAAAAAAAAGUGGUUCAUAUGCUUAUAAAUUCUGUAAUAAUUAAGUUUGCCUGCGAGCUGUCUGCAAAGCUUUAGAUCAGCAUUUGUUUAUAGCUAAGUUAUAAAUAUCUGCUAUGAAGCUAUAAUAUAAUUGCUGCUGGUUUAUUUUUUUAACUGAAAUGAAAUGGAAAGCUGGAAUAUAUAUGUAUAUUCAUAGAGUCAGUUGUAAAGUUCCUUCAUGCACUGAAGCACAUUAAAGACUUGGCACAAGAAAUGGUAGCAAGUAUAUAACUGGACUGAAUGUGUUUACUAUAUCAUCACCAGCUUGACAUGCCAUCCAGGAUCGCAGUACAACUCGGAUGCGCUGUCACAGUAUUAACUAGUUCCAUCAGAAUAUCUUGACUACUUUUAUCUUGCAGUUAUAUGGUUUAAAUAUGUGAUAGCUGCAAAGAUAUGUGAUGGAUCCUAUAACAUCCAAAAAAAGGUCUCAGUUUCAGCUGUAAAAAGACCUUUUAGUAUAUAACUGCACAAGACACUUGAUUAAAAUUCAGUAUAAACCUUGAAGUAAGUGUCAGUCCAAAUGCAGCUUUACUCCUACUUUGCUUUGUUCUCCUUUGCACAAGUCUCUGUGCCUGAAAUUGAAAGUUCAAAGUUGUUUUCAGCUGAGCUGCUGCAAGCUCCAAGAAACUGAGCACUAACUCAGACGAGAGCUCAGCUGAGGCUGGCAGGCACGCUUACAGAGAGCUGAUGCCUGAUAGCAAGAGAUUAGGAUUAAUGCAUGUUCCAACACCUCAAUUUAUUCAUGUGUUUAGUCCUUAUGUCUCCUGAAGUGCUUCCUCGUGUGCACCUAGAACCUUGAUUCCUUGGUUAUUUCACAAAGCGGUUUAGGGCACUUUGCACAUUGUAGGAUCAGACCAAGUAUUUGUAGCAAUAUUUCACCUGUGCAUAGUAAAAAGUCAGUCUUCUAAAAGAAGAUACUCAAUAAGUAUGUCUACUUAUCUUCAUUACAUCAGUGAGUAUGAUUAAUGAAUCAUACUCAUUAAUCAUUAAUACUCAUUAAUAAUUAAUCAUUAGUCUGCUUUUUGUAGAUAGCUUUGUUUUCCCUCCUAAAAUUAGCCUUUAUCUGCCCAUUGCAAGACUGUCUUGUUCCUGAUGGCCAUCAAAGCAUUCGAAUGUAAGCUUUUACAUAAAAAAACAACCAAACUCAAAUAACAGAACCUAUAGUCAUUUGUGUCCUGCUUUGAUAGAUCUGAGAAUUAUUAGCAGGUCCCUAGUAUUUUAGCCAAUAUUUACAGGAAUAAAUGGAGGUUUUGUCUCCCUAGCUUAGGACCUCUAAAAGGAUGGGUGUCCAGCGUUUCUGAAAGCCCAAACCUGUUUAAAGAUGUUUCAUGAUGCUUAAAAGUAACAAAUAAGUUGAAUUUCCCAACCUUCAUCUAAGUAAUGCCAAAAUUGCAUCCCUACCCAAAGCAUAAAGGCCAUUGUGGGUUUAAAUCUCCCCAAACUAAAAAGAAAUGCUUUAUCUUUACAGCAUUAUUUUGUUGUGUUUGGGCCUCUAUAUUUUUUAAUCUUUUACCAAAUUUUAUUAAAAACCUUUUCAAAUGAAAAUAUUAGAAGUAGAUUAACCUGUGUUAAACUUUUUAAGCUGCUAUGAUCUGUAACAAUGAUGUUGUUAAAAAACCCCAGCUAUUUUAAUGUUCUCUUAUUUAUGAUGUUCAAAACCUGAAAGUACAACAUACUUGAUGUGAAUGCAUUCAAUAUCUCAUGCAUGACCAUUUUUUUGUUAUUUUUUCCCAGUGCAGGUGAAAGAUCUUGUAAGAUCUAAUUAGAAAGUGUGAUUGAGAUGUCCUAUCAAAAUGAAGAACAAAUAAAUAAAGUGAAAUAUAUCUGUGA
Molecule: messenger RNA, 5923 nt
Organism: Strigops habroptila (Kakapo)
Lineage: Eukaryota; Metazoa; Chordata; Aves; Psittaciformes; Psittacidae
Gene: NCEH1
Product: neutral cholesterol ester hydrolase 1
Exons: 5
Coding region: 420-1646 (408 amino acids)
Cellular component (GO): membrane
Molecular function (GO): carboxylic ester hydrolase activity
Source: RefSeq, a predicted model, not a curated record